CGCAACAAAAAUAUGAUAAUUACACACCAACUGCUUCUCCCAAAUGGCUUCAACAAUCUCCUGCAGAGCCAAAGCCAUACGCGCCUUCACUUCCCCCACCACAAUACGACGUCGUCUGCCCCUGGUGGGAGCAUUCUGCGUGCUUAGCUUGGGCAUCUCCAACCUCUUUCCUGCUCUUUCCUUCUCCGCGUUCAAAACGGGCUCUGCUCAGUCUCUCGCUCCUCUCUUGAGAUCAAAGUUUGGUUGCCAAGCAGCAGCUGUUCACUCUGGGAAAAUGGAAGGGAGUAGCACCACUGUACCAAGUAUUGUUGUUUAUGUGACUGUGCCCAACAAAGAAGCAGGAAAGAAGUUAGCUGAAAGCUUGGUCAGAGAAAAACUUGCAGCAUGUGUUAACCUAGUACCAGGCAUUGAGUCCGUCUAUUGGUGGAAUGGAGAGGUCCAGACAGAUUCCGAGGAACUUCUUAUAAUCAAGACUAGGCAAUCCCUUUUUGAAGCUCUGACAGAGCAUGUGAAGGCAAACCAUCCAUAUGAUGUUCCGGAAGUUAUUGCGCUACCUAUCAAGGCAGGCAGUCUCCAGUACCUAGAAUGGGUCAAAAACAGCACAAGGGACUGACUUAAAGCUUAUUAUUAGGGUUCAAGUACAUAGAACCAUUUGACUGGUUCUUGAAGUGGUCAAGCAGAUGGUUUAUGUGUUUGUCUGUGUGCAAGUCUGUGUGUGUAUAUGCGCAUCUCAAAUAAAGCGAGCUGCAUGCCAGCUUCUUAGUGUUACAGUUGUAAUGGGGAAUAAUCGCCUUUGGGUUUUCUGUUGGUUACUUUCUAAGAUAAUGUGCGGACUUAUUUUAGUAAAAGCAUACUAGUUGAAUAUGCCCCUCUAUGGCAUUCUGCUUCCUCA
Molecule: messenger RNA, 892 nt
Organism: Prunus avium (sweet cherry)
Lineage: Eukaryota; Viridiplantae; Streptophyta; Magnoliopsida; Rosales; Rosaceae
Gene: CUTA
Product: Nitrogen regulatory PII-like, alpha/beta
Biological process (GO): response to metal ion
Molecular function (GO): copper ion binding
Source: RefSeq, a predicted model, not a curated record